CCCCAGCAGCACUAGAGAGGGACGGGGCAAGCAGCAUUGAGCCGAAGCUGGAGCUGGAAUCGGAGCCCAGAGCUCCAGAGCCCGGGUGGCCACGUCCAGUGCCACGGUGGAACCAAGGUGUGGGGUGGCGGUGAGGGAGAUGUGGAGGUCUUCUGCCAGAAUGCGAGAGUGAACCUCGGCAUCUGAGGUCCUGGCACGGUCCCCUGCGUUCCAGCUCUCCCUCUGGGGCCAGGCAAACACCCAGGCGGGACGCCCCCGCGGCGCCCCGGGCUCCCAAGAGUCUGUUUCUUGUCCCCGACAGCUACCUGACUAAAUAACCUGGGGACUUGAGCUGGAGCCGCAGAAGGGGCACGAACGCCUAGGGGAAUUGCCUUUACCUGCCUGCUCCAGGGAGUGUGGGCAGCCUAAGGUUUGUUGCACGGAGGGACUCGGUGUUAAGGGAAUCCCCUCUUUGGCCUCUUUCCUCCCUCCCACCUGUUCCAGGUGAACUCACCGCCCGCCGGUCAUCCACUCCUAGUGAGCCUCUGCUAUUCUCCUAGAGGCGACAUUUCGCCCCUAGGGGUCCUCUGCCCGCUGGACUUGUCAUGUCGUCCGUGUUUGGCAAACCCCGGGCUGGGAACCUUGGUCCUGAGCGCCUGGUACACAGUUCGAUCCCCGAGGUUAACGUGGCCAUCCUGGGUUGCAGAGGAGCCGGGAAGUCUGCUUUGACCGUGAAGUUCCUGACCAAGCGGUUUAUCAGUGAAUAUGAUCCCAAUUUGGAAGACACCUAUACCUCAGAGGAGACUGUGGACCAGCAACCAGUCCUGCUGAGAGUGAUGGACACUGCCGAUCAGGUGAAGAAGCAAGACCCGGAGCAGUCAUCAGGCCUUCUCUGGAUAGUCACUAGUGAAAGGGAACUCGUUAUCUCUCAAGGCAAUGGGGAUGUCCCCAGAAACUGUAAACGCUACCUAAGCUGGGCCCACGCCUUUCUCGUUGUCUACAGUAUUGAUGACCGGCGAAACUUUGAGGGUUGUAGUCAAUACCUGGAGAUCAUCACCCACCAUGCAAAGGAGACCCAGCAUGACUCCCCUGUGCUGCUUCUAGGGAACAAGCUGGACAUGGCCCAGUACCGGCAAGUCACCAAGUCAGAGGGCAUGACUCUGGCUAGCAAGUUUGGGUUUAUGUUCUACGAGGUCUCUGCCUGCCUGGAUUUCGAAGCCGUGCAGCACGUGUUCCAUGAAGCCAUCCGGGAGGUACGGAGGGAGCAGGAGAGGAACGCACCCACCCGGCCUCUUUUCAUCUCUGAGGAAAGGUCCAUCUUCCAUCAGGCCCCCCUCACUGCCAAGCAUGGCCUGCCUAGCUGCACCUUCAACACCCUUUCUACUGUCAACUACAAGGAGAUGCCUACUGUGGCCCAGGCCAAGCUGGUGACGGUCAAGUCAUCCCGGGCCCAGAGCAAGCGCAAGGCUCCCACCUUGACCCUACUAAAAGGCUUCAAGAUCUUCUGAGAUCCUCGCCAUCCACCCCCACCCCCACUGCAAGGGGCAACUAUAUGAGAGGCAAAAAAAAGGGGCAGUAUGAGUGGGAGCAAACCUAGGGACAGCUAAUAGAACUGUGCCCAUCAGUUCAGCCUGUCAGGAUGAAGGGACGGAGCCCUUUGGGGCAGACUCUCCCCCUGACUGAGUGGUUCCCACUCCCAGCCCCUCCCCCCAAUUUACUUCUGGAAUGAGAGUUCUGGGGUGGUUGGCACUGAGAUAGUUCAGCUUGACUGGGGCAGCUCCCCACAAAGCAGUUCACAGCCCCCUUGUCUGGAGAGCGGACCGUGUGUGUGUGAUUGUGCGUGUAUGAUCUUGCUCCUGCAAUCCAUGAAAUUCCAGUUUCCAAGGCAACUGAAGCAGCUGUGACCUUGGAGGAGAACAGCUGUGGGCUGUGGAAGGCAAAGGCAGAGUCUGAGGCCGGUCUCACAAACAAGCGGAGUGAAACUUGAGGAAUCUCUGCCUUUGAGGUCGAGUUCAAAGGCUCUGUACCUCUUCCCCACCCUCUACCCCCACCCCACUUCCUGCCUCCCUCCCUAACUUUAGGAGUUACAGUGGCCAGAUGUGGUCCCUGAAAUACAACCAGAAGCUGGGCUCUUUGCUACAAAGUAAAAGAUUCUGACUCUCUACCUAUGGGGGAAAACUUUGGGCUUUGAGCGACCCCUGGUGGAAGGCAAGAGAAGAGCAACUGUUGAAUUUGGCCAGUCGUAUGGAGGCGUUGGUUUGUGGUCCAUACCCAUGAAGGGCCAGAGGCCAAACAGUAUGGUGCCUGGCACAUGAUAGGGGCGUGAUUGAAACACAGCGUGUGCCCCUCCAUUUUGGGUUAAAAUAGACCUUCCAAAGAUGACUUGAAGAGAAAGCAAGAAAGCUCAUAGAGAAAUGCAGUCUGAAAAGUGUAUGUGGAAGAAGGAAGAGUCCUUAUUUAUUCUUAGGUGACAGUGGAGAGUUUGCAGGCUGAAUGUAUAUGGGUAUAUGAAGCACUGUUUGGGGUUUUUUUUGCUUUUUUUUUGUUUUUUAGCAUCCAUUUCCACCUUAUUCUUUUCCAUCUUUGAGUCGCUCUCCAGACGCCAUAUGGGAUCUUCCAAUAGCCUUACUCAGGACAGAGUCUCCCACUGACGUCAUACUAGCAAAAAAAAAAAAAAAAUCCUUAAGGGAAAGAACACCCAGCACUAAAAA
Vombatus ursinus (common wombat) is the source of this 2690-nucleotide messenger RNA. It is a transcript of the gene RASL12, whose product is annotated as RAS like family 12. Gene Ontology annotation, molecular function: GTPase activity; GTP binding. The coding region runs from base 585 to 1487 and encodes 300 amino acids. The transcript has 6 exons. The record is from RefSeq and is a predicted model, not a curated record. Lineage: Eukaryota; Metazoa; Chordata; Mammalia; Diprotodontia; Vombatidae.